Molecule: messenger RNA, 1771 nt
Organism: Oldenlandia corymbosa var. corymbosa
Lineage: Eukaryota; Viridiplantae; Streptophyta; Magnoliopsida; Gentianales; Rubiaceae
Source: the annotation of a GenBank genome assembly
AUUCAUUUCAUUUGUUACUGAAGAAUUAAACGUGAACAAUGCCCCCUCAAAUCUAUUAGGUCAUGAUGGGAAGAUGAUGUCUGGGAAUAUAAACAAAUCAUCCCACAAAAAGUUGCUGAAAAAAAAAUUGUUAUUGAAUUGCAUAGUUAAAUUCUUGAAGAUUCGAUAUGAUUUUCUGGAAUUUUUCAUAGUAGAAGUCCAUUAUAAAAAGUCAGUUGGUCUGCAUGUUUUGAUCAACAUGGGUCACAGACUCACAGUUAACCAGCUAAGAAUUAAGAGCCAGCACAAAGUUACAACGUGGGAUAGAUUAAUGGCUAAAAGGGGUUGUCUUGAUCAAUGGAUAACGGUAGCUGUAAUGCUGCUUGUCGAUUUCGCUUUCGCUGUCGUAAAUGUGCUUUACAAGAAAGCCCUCAAUGAUGGAAUGAGCAAUUUGCUCCUGAUCUUUUACAGGCAAUGCGUUUCUGCAAUUUUCUUGGCCCCCAUUGCCUAUAUUUGGGAAAGGAAAAGUUGGGAGAAUCUCACAGUCGGCAUUGUGUGUGGUCUAUUCUUAAGUGCAUUACUUGGGGCCACACUCUGUCAAUAUUUCUUUCUCAUCGGACUUGGAUAUACAUCAGCAACAUAUACUUGUGCAUUCAUUAAUGUGGUUCCCGUAGUUACGUUUAUCUUAGCGCUUUGGCUAAGGCAGGAGAAGUUGAACCUGAAAAACAGAAGUGGAAGAGCUAAGUUGUUGGGCGCAAUAGUUUGUGUUGGGGGAGUCCUGCUGCUGAUUCUUUACAAAGGAGUGGCAGUGAUUAAUGCAAUCAAAACAGCUGCAGUUACAACUCAGAGUGACAAGAAGAGAGCGAAAGAUUGGGUGGUUGGUUCCAUUUUUCUGUUUGUAGGCAGUACAAUGUGGUCAUCAUGGUUUGUUAUACAAGCUCAGAUUGGAAAGUACUUCGCGUUUCAGUACUCUAGCACCACCAUAAUAUCUUUCUUCGCCACAAUCCAGUCCGCCAUUCUUUGUCUUAUCGUUGACAGAAACAUGUCUUCCUGGCUUCCGAAAGGAAUAACACAGAUAACCACUGUUAUAUACGCUGUAAGUAAUUCCUCAAGAUGGUAUCUUUUCGUCUGUCUUUCUCUAGAAAAAUGGUUUCGGUCAAUGCUGUUGAAUGUAUUAAGAAAGGGUGAAAUUGUUGUCAACGCUUUUAGGGAAUUGUGGGAUCAGGUAUUUGCUACGUCGCCUUGGCGUGGUGUGUCAAGAAAAGAGGAGCAGUUUUCACCUCCGCCUUUGGCCCCUUCAUACAAGUCUUUGUUGCCUUCUUUGAUGUCUUCUUACUUCAUGAACAGAUAAACCUUGGAAGCAUUCUUGGAUCCUUGGUGGUGGUUGUCGGGAUGUAUAUGCUUCUAUGGGGGAAAAGCAAAGAAGUAGACUGUCAGAAGAGUGUCGAAGCAGACGGAGGCAAAGAUAAUGGAGAUUUCAACCUCACAUUACCAGUCACUAAACCUGCAGCCAUUGUCAGCUCAACAGAUACUGCAUCACCUUAAACUGUGAUCAUCGCUUGCAAAUUCUGGGAUUGCACAACCACUUUUACUGAAUCCAACACUUCUUAACAUGUAGUAUUUUAGUACUUUAGUUUGUAGUUGGGAAACUUAACUAGAUGGAUGCAGAAUAGCGUUUCCCCUUGUUGAAAUAAAGCACAAUAUAUUUUGCACCUCUGCAGUAGUUUUAUUGAAAGAAAUGUUCCAACAGCUGUAAAGUUAAUUAAAAAUCUACAUAAUUUUCAUUUGCCAG